Molecule: messenger RNA, 1914 nt
Organism: Prorocentrum cordatum
Lineage: Eukaryota; Dinophyceae; Prorocentrales; Prorocentraceae
Source: the annotation of a GenBank genome assembly
AUCAAUGGCGACCUUGGGACCGUGAGGGUGAAGCCUGCUAGCGUCAUGCGCCUUCGGCAGGCGCUGCUGGCGGUCUUGCGGCGAGGCGCCGCCUCGCCUCGCAUGCUCGAAGUCCUUCUGGGCCACAUCACGUGGGCGAUGAUCUGUAUAAGAGAGACCCUCUGCAUCCUGUCGUUUGUCUCCGCCUUUAAGUCCCAGAAGGGCCCUGGAGUGAGGCCCCUGUGGGCCCCCGUCAAGUUCGAGCUUUGGUGUGUGGCCAGUACGUUACCUUUAUGGACUUCGCGCAUGAACAGCCCCUGGGGCCCCCACGUCUCGGCUUCGGACGCUUCUCCUGUCGGCGCGGGCGCGUGCACUCGCAAGGAGGUCGGGCCUCGGGUGGCCGAACUUGGGAGGCAGGCGGAGAGGUGGAGAUAUCGUUGUAUUUCGGCGGUUGCGGCACGUUCGAAUGCGCUGGGUCUCGGAGGGGCCCCCGACGACUUCGACAUCACCGAGGGUUUCUUGGGCUCGAACCCUGAGGGCUUCUGCAAGGGCUUCAACGAGAUCCCCGAGGAGCUCAUGCAGGUCUCGUCGUGGGUCACCGUGAUCUCCAGGAGGCACUGGAGCCCGUUCAAGAACAUUUUAGAGCACGAGGGCGACGCGCUGUGCGACGCAGUUCGGCACGCCACCCGCGACGUUGCGCUUCAUCACCAUCGCCUUCUGUUUCUCGUAGAUAAUUUACCGUUGGCUCUGGCGGCUGGCAAGGGUCGAGGCCGCGAGCCUACCCUUCGGCGACCCUUGCGGAGGAUCUCCGCGCUCGCGCUGGCCACCAACCUUCGGUGCUAUGUGCGGUGGAUACCUUCUGGGCUGAACGUUGCGGACGGGCCAUCUCGCCAUGGCUUCUUCCACGGCAAAAGCUUCGAGGAGUUGUUCGGGGGGGCCCUCAGCUUCCUCGAGAGCUCAGCGGUGUCGGACCCUGCUCGGGCUCGGUACCGCUGCCACGCCCUGCGCUUCCUGGAAUGGUUGGGCUGGCACGAGCUGGACUUCACCACCGCCAGCCAGCUGGGCAGCGUUCUCGUGUACUUCCUGACGGACUCGGCCCUGGACGGUUUCGACGCAGCGACGGGGAGGAUGACGGUCGCGGCGCUGCGCCAGUUCCUACCGCACAUCCUCGUCGGGAAGCGGCCGCUCCCGCGGUCGGCGCGAGCCCUCGAUGGGUGGCGCCGCCUGGUGCCGCCGCAGAUGCGCCUGCCUCUUCCUCGCUCGGCCGCGAUGGCAGUCGCAGGCUGGCUCAUCUGGAUGAACCUGCCCAGCAUGGCGGUCUGCGUGGCACUGGCCUUCCACGCGUACCUCGGGCCGUCGGAGGCCCACAGGCUGCGCGUGGGCUCGCUGGCGCCGCCGAUCCCAGGGUCGGGCUUCGACGCGGGGGGCAUCAUCGUGAACGACGCGAAGUCGGGCCGCCAUGGCAAGACGGGGGUGAUGGGCGAGUCGGUGCUGGUCGACGCCCCCGAGCUCUGGCCCGCGCCGCGCGCGCUGACGCUCAACGCGCCCGCGGACGCCAGCCCCUGGAACUUCAGGCCCGCCGACGCGCGCGCGAUGUUCCGCCGGGCCUUGCGCGAGCUGGGGCUGCAGAAGGAGUCCCCGUCUUCGUGCGCCCUCCGUCAGGGGGGGGCCUCGCGCGUCUUGCUCUCGGGUGAUCGCACGAUAGCGGAGGCCAAGGAGAGGGGGAGAUGGUUAUCAGACAAAUCUUUGAGGAGGCACGGCAAGAGGACUCGCUUGCAGCAGCGGAUGAGGGACCUCCCGCCUCAGAUCGCCGAGUUCGGCGAGCAGGCGUUCGCGAGGCUUUCGGAGCUGAUCGAGAUCAAGUGCGUGAAGGGCAGCUUCCCGCUGCCAGUGCCGCUCCAGCUGGCGCCCGCCCUGCCGCGGGUCGCGAAGCGG